Messenger RNA from Synchytrium microbalum, 1662 nucleotides. RefSeq lists its product as uncharacterized. Gene Ontology annotation, molecular function: flavin adenine dinucleotide binding; 2 iron, 2 sulfur cluster binding; oxidoreductase activity, acting on NAD(P)H. The transcript has 7 exons. Lineage: Eukaryota; Fungi; Chytridiomycota; Chytridiomycetes; Synchytriales; Synchytriaceae. Gene Ontology annotation, cellular component: cytoplasm. The coding region runs from base 1 to 1662 and encodes 553 amino acids. The record is from RefSeq and is a predicted model, not a curated record.
AUGGAGAUGGAUGCAGGUUCUGUAGAUGAGCUGCCAUAUAAUGGGUCCAUGAAGGAAUUGACGAUCGGUGAAAACAAGAUCGUUAUUAGCAAGAUCAAAAAUGAAUACUUUUCAAUGGCAGGACUUUGUUCUCACUACAACGCUCCACUGGUUAAAGGUGUUCUUAGCAAAAGCGGAACACUAGUUUGUCCCUUCCAUGGAGCUUGUUUCGAUGUAACUACUGGUGCCAUUGAAGAUGGUCCCGCAUGUGAUUCUCUCCCAACAUAUCCCGUCCGCGUCGAAAAUGGUCGCUUAAUGGUCAAGGUCACCGAAGCUCAACUCACCGUGAAGAAAUUGUCGCCAAUUCCCAAAGUCGUCAAACAUUGUGGAGCUCAAAAAACCGUAGUAAUCGUUGGAGGUGGUGAAGGGGGUGCAGUUUGUGCAGAGUCUUUAAGACGUUAUGGAUUCAAUGGGAAGGUCAUCGUGUUGUCCAAGGAGCCCUAUCUACCAAUCGAUCGACCGAAGUUGAGUAAAGGACUUGGAGUAGAUGCCGCUAAAAUCGCUUUACGAGAUGAUGCCUUUUAUAAAUCAAACAAGAUUGACAUUCGGUUAGGUCAAGAGGUGAAAUCGAUGGAUUUGGGAGCCAAACAAGUCAUUUUGAGCACUUCUGAAACGAUUUCCUACGAUUAUGUUGUCGUAGCUACCGGCAGCGUUCCAAAGAAAAUUCCAAUACCUGGCGCAGAUGCCAAGAACGUGUUUACUCUCCGGUCUGUGUCGGAUGCUCAAAGUAUUGAAGCAGCUCUAUCUGGAAGUCAAGCAAGCAAAAAAAAGGUCGUACUUGUUGGUGCCGGUUUUGUUGGUCUCGAACUAGCGUCAGUGCUUGGAAAGACCGCGGACGUGACUGUCGUGGCUCCAGAAAAGGUGUUGUUCGAACCAGUCCUUGGCAAGGAAAUGGGCCGGUUCUUGCUGAGAUUACAUGAGUCUCAAGGCAUCAAAUUCAAACUGGGCAAUGGUGUGAAAUCAUUCAACGUGACUGAUUCACUGGUGACAUCCAUAACUACAAACAGUGGUGAAUCAGUACCAGCAGACCUAGUGAUUAUCGGUAUCGGUGCAGGUCCAGUGACUACUAUGGUCCCACCAGAGCUGCUAUUGCCGAAUAAAUCCAUCUCAGUAACAGCGGAACUACAAUCCCUAUUCGACUCUAGUGUAUACGCUAUUGGUGACAUCGCAACCUUCCCUUAUCAUGCUUCUGCGUCAGUAGAGUCACCAUGGAUGAUGCGAAUCGAGCACGUAUCUGUAGCUCAAAAUCACGGUCGUCUCGCAGCAAAGAAUAUAGUAGCUGAGAUAUCGGGCCAACCACUAGAGAGAUUCGUGACAACCCCAUACUUUUGGACUGCACAAGGUGGUAAAUCCAUACGAUAUGCAGGUGUUGUCCCUCCAGAUUAUGGAUUUGAUGAAGUUGUUGUACAGGGAGAUGUAGAUGGUGAUCUGGACAAGAUAUCUUUUGCAGUGUUUUAUGGACGAUUGAAUAAGGUGGUUGCUGUUGGUAGUGUUGGACGUGACCCUGUAGUCUCAAAGUGUGCUUCGCUGUGGAAGGCCAAUGUGCCUAUUCCAUCAAUUGAAGAGCUGCAAAAAGGUGCUGAUGUCUUGAGUGUUGAAGAGCCGAAUUUCAAUCAUUUAUAA